Dendroctonus ponderosae (mountain pine beetle) is the source of this 1573-nucleotide messenger RNA. Its product is annotated as unconventional myosin-XV-like. NCBI's taxonomy places the organism in Eukaryota, Metazoa, Arthropoda, Insecta, Coleoptera, Curculionidae. The record is from RefSeq and is a predicted model, not a curated record. Gene Ontology annotation, cellular component: cytoskeleton. The coding region runs from base 62 to 1573 and encodes 503 amino acids. The transcript is spliced from 8 exons.
AUAACAGUUGGACUGUUUGCAGAUUCAGGCCAAGUCUCAGCAACGCAGCCGAUCGCCUACUAUGGAACGACUGGACGUGGUGCCAAGCACUUUGGUCCAGAAGUCCAGAGGAGAAACGUCCCCAACGCGAAUCAUUUCGCGGGAUGAGAGUCGAGAGGGCGCCAGGUCUCCUAGCAGCCCUUUGCCAACGACUGGCAAAUAUUCCCUGAUGCAGUUUGCCAUGCAGAACUACAGGCAGUUAUCUGACCUGGAACACCAAAGAUUCGACCAGUCGCAGCCCAAGUCCAAAAACAAGUCGAAAGACUGGACUUGGAAGCAGCAAACGGACGUGAUCAAGUGGCAAGGGACUCCGCUGGAUGGGCCUCUUCUACGUCUCGAUGACCCCGAGCUCACUCCUCUGGCCAUCGAGUGCUUUGACUGCAUCUUGAGAUACUGCGGAGAUCAGCCGCUCACGCCGGAAAUGUCCGAAGUCAAAUGCGUCUACACGGUCUUAAUGCACUGUCACAAGUACGGCCAACUGAGAGACGAAGUCUACUGCCAGCUGAUGAAGCAGACGACCAGCAACAAGUCGGAGUCGAGCGAGUCCAGCCAAAGGGCCUGGAGGCUUCUUUCGAUUGUGGCCGCCUAUUUUGCCUGCUCCGACACUCUGCUGCCCUACUUGAUGGAGCAUUUGAGCAGCGCGGCCAACGACAGGCGAAGGAUCUGCCAUGGAACUGCCGCAGUGUGCGUCACCAACUUGAGGAAGACUCAGAGGUGCGGCGGGAGGAAGAACGUGCCUUCAGUGGAAGAAGUCACUGCGGUCAGUGCAGGACGGAGUGCGCGUAGGCAAAUCUACCGGCUACCAGGGGGUGCUGAGCGCGUGGUCAACACCAGAUGUAGCACAGUGGUUGCCGAUGUUAUCCACAAACUGUGCAGUUUGAUUGGCAUAGCCGAAGAACAAGAGCAGCAGGAGUUCAGCUUGUACUGCAUCGUGCAAGGGGAUGCCUUUACCAUGCCCCUAGCAGCCGACGAGUACAUUCUGGAUGUUACCACUGAGCUGCACAAGGCCGCCCAGCCAUUCUACUUGAUCUUCUGCAGAUCCGUUUGGUACCACCCGCUCAAACACGAUGCUAGUCCACUUUACACCGAGGUCCUCUUCAAUCAAGUGGCCCCCGACUAUCUAGAAGGGCUUCUAUUGCGGCUGGGCAAUCCCAAUCUACCUCCGAGCGUUGUUCGAGACAUGGCAUUAGCAGCCGCUCUUCUUCACAGAGCGGCUGAUCUGGGACACGCCCCCAGCCUGAAAGAAGUGAAAUUCCUGUUACCGAAGCCAGUUCUAGGGUUGCGUGAACCGCGCCCACCUCAAUGGCUCGCAUUGGUCCAAACCAGUUGGGGUCAAGCUGCCGGUCUGUCCGUAUCAAGAGCGAAGCAUCGCGUUCUGCAAGUGUUGAGCAGCUGGCCCUUAUUCGGUAAGUCUACCAACUGGACAGGAAGAAAUCAUAUUUUAUAUCCCAAUGGUAAUAAACUUACCAUUUUAUACAGGCAUACGCCAAAUCCUGGUCUGAUGCCGAUGACCAGAGCAGAAAGUUUGACCUAA